CCGUGAUUUUAUUUGUUUAAAAGUCAGCGUAAGUUUUAGUUGAUGAGAGCCAUCGCCAAUUGCGCAGCAUGAGUGAGCUUGUGUCUUGACCUAAGCGCAUCCCAUAGUACCUGGAGAGAGUAGAGGACCCUUCAUUGCAUCAUCGAUACUCAGUGCUGCAUCAGACAUCCUCCAUCCAGUAUAUCGCGCUAUUUCAGCCAAAGGAUCAGACAUGUUGCGUCAAGCAAGGAAGUUGUUAGGGUUUUCCAGGACAUUGCAGUCUUCCUUUCCCCCUGCCCUUGCUUCCCAACAGACAAGGACAAAGAUUACAUAUGUUCCAUCACCUGGGGAUGCAAGGCCACAGACGGUCACGCUGAUCCCAGGCGAUGGUAUUGGCCCUGAGAUCAGUGAGGCUGUCAAGGAAGUCUUUGAGGCCCUGAAGGCGCCCGUUGUCUGGGAACAGUUUGACAAUGUUCAUGGCAGCGACAUCUAUGGCAAUCCAAAUCUGGAGAUUCCAGAAGAAGUGCUAGAAUCAAUCACACGAAAUGGGGUGUGCCUCAAAGGGACCCUGUUCACCCCACUCUCUGCCAAUAACACAAGCACACAGAGUCUCAAUGUGCAGCUGCGCAAAACGCUAGAUCUGCAUGUCAACCUGGUGCAUGGCUGGACCAUGCCAGGCGUCCCCUCUCGCUUCUCGGACAUAGACAUCGUUGUCAUCAGAGAAAACACAGAAGGCGAGUAUGCCGGGCUGGAGCACGAGGUUGUCCCGGACGUUGUGGAGAGCCUGAAGAUUAUUACAGAGGAGAAGUCACGGAGAACAGUGGAGUACGCCUUUGGCUAUGCCUACUUGAACAACCGCAAGAAGGUCACGGCUGUGCACAAAGCCAACAUCAUGAAGCUCAGUGACGGCCUCUUCUUGAGGGAGUUCAACAAGGUGGCCAAGAAGUACCCCAGCAUCAAGGCGGAGGCCAUGAUUGUCGACAACACAUGCAUGCAGCUGGUCAGCAACCCGCAGCAAUUUGACGUGAUGGUCACACCCAACCUCUACGGCAACCUCGUCAUGAACGUGGUGGCGGGGUUGACGGGCGGCCCGGGGCUGUUCCCGGGCGUGAACGUGGGGGAGAAUGUGGCCAUCUUUGAGCAGGGAGCGCGUCACGUGGCCAAGGACAUCGCCGGCAUGGGCGUGGCCAACCCCAGCGCCGCCCUGCUGUCAGCCGCCAUGAUGCUGCGCCACCUCAACCUGCCGGGCUUCUCCGACAGGCUUGAGCGCGCGGUGCUGAACACCAUCAGCAACGAGGCGGACUCCAUCAAAACGCCCGACAUUGGCGGCACCGGCACAACGCGCAGCUUCGUCAACUCCAUCAUUGAGAAGCUGUGAGGGCAUGCGGCGACGCAUGCUCGGAGUUCUGUAUUUGUCGGGGAGAGAAUUCUUUUGCUACAGCUGAGCAGAUGCGGUCGUUGCUCCUGUUGUGACACUAGUUCCUGUCUCUAUCUGGUUCGGUAUGUGGGGUCCUGAUACUCAUGUAUGCUGCACUGAGACACAGCAGCCUAAGUAGGGUGAUCUUGUUGGAUGCUAUCUGCCAUGAGUGACUUAACAAGCCCUGCCCACUUGUCAGCCUGAGGUAGAAGACAACGGGUCCUCUAUUAUAUACUACAGGCAUGUGAAAACCAGAAAAUUUUCAAGACUUUCCCAGUCAACAAUUAAAAAUUGCCUCACC
Coccomyxa subellipsoidea C-169 is the source of this 1697-nucleotide messenger RNA. RefSeq names its product isocitrate dehydrogenase, NAD-dependent. The coding region runs from base 212 to 1357 and encodes 381 amino acids. The record is from RefSeq and is a predicted model, not a curated record. Gene Ontology annotation, biological process: tricarboxylic acid cycle; isocitrate metabolic process. The transcript has 10 exons. Gene Ontology annotation, cellular component: mitochondrion. Gene Ontology annotation, molecular function: isocitrate dehydrogenase (NAD+) activity. Lineage: Eukaryota; Viridiplantae; Chlorophyta; Trebouxiophyceae; Coccomyxaceae.